UCUGCAGUCGGCGGAGCCGGUGGGAUUUCCCGGCGCUUGCCCCACCAGCGCUGUGGGACCAUGGCGAGCGACGGGUCUCCGAGCGGCUGCUGCGCGGCCCCGCGGCCGCUGCGCUCCGCGCAGGCCGUGGACGUGGCCUCGGCCUCCAAUUUCCGGGCUUUCAAGAUGCUGCACUUGCACCUGGACCUGCGGGCCGAGUUCGGGCCUCCCGGGCCCGGCCCGGGCAGCCGGAAUUUGAGCGGCACCGCGGUCCUGGAGCUGCGCUGCCUGGUGCCCGAGGGCGCCGCCGAGCUGCGGCUCGACUCGCACCCGUGCCUCGAGGUGACGGCGGCGGCGCUGCGGCGGCAGGCUCCCGGCUCGGAGGAGCAGCCCGCAGAGCCCGUGCCCUUCCGGACGCAGCCCUUCUCGCACUACGGCCAGGCCCUGUGCGUGGCCCUUCCGCAGCCUUGCCCGGCCGGCGAGCGUUUCCAGGUUCUGCUCACCUACCGCGUCGGGGAGGGACCCGGGGUUUGCUGGCUGGCUCCGGAGCAGACUGCAGGAAAGAAGAAGCCUUUUGUCUAUACCCAGGGCCAGGCUGUCCUAAACAGGGCCUUCUUCCCUUGCUUCGACACUCCUGCAGUGAAAUACACAUAUUCAGCUCUUAUUGAGGUCCCAGAUGGCUUCACAGCUGUGAUGAGUGCUAACACCUGGGAGAAGAGAGGUCCAAAUAAGUUCUUCUUCCAGAUGUGUCAGCCCAUCCCCUCCUAUCUGAUAGCUUUGGCCAUCGGAGAUCUGGUUUCGGCGGAAGUUGGACCCAGGAGCCGGGUGUGGGCUGAGCCCUGCCUGAUCAACAAUGCCAAGGAGGAGUAUAACGGAGUGAUAGAAGACUUCCUGGCAACAGGAGAGAAACUUUUUGGACCCUACGUUUGGGGAAGGUAUGACCUGCUCUUCAUGCCCCCAUCCUUUCCAUUUGGAGGAAUGGAGAACCCUUGUCUGACCUUUGUCACCCCCUGCCUGCUAGCAGGGGACCGCUCCUUGGCUGAUGUCAUCAUCCAUGAGAUCUCCCACAGUUGGUUUGGGAACCUGGUCACCAAUGCCAACUGGGGUGAAUUCUGGCUCAACGAAGGGUUCACCAUGUAUGCCCAGAGGAGGAUCUCCACCGUCCUGUUUGGCUCCGCGUACACCUGCUUAGAAGCUGCAACUGGCCGGGCUCUGCUUCGACAGCACAUGGACCUCACUGGCGAGGAAAACCCACUCAACAAGCUCCGAGUGAAGAUUGAACCAGGUGUCGACCCAGAUGACACCUACAAUGAGACCCCCUAUGAGAAAGGCUUCUGCUUUGUCUCCUACCUGGCCCACUUGGUGGGUGAUCAGGAUCAGUUUGACAAUUUCCUCAAGGCCUAUGUUAACGAAUUCAAAUUCCAAAGCAUCUUAGCUGAGGACUUUCUAGAAUUCUACUUGGAAUACUUCCCUGAGCUGAGGAAGACGAGAGUGGAUACCAUUCCAGGUUUCGAGUUUGAUCGGUGGUUGAACACCCCUGGCUGGCCCCCCUACCUCCCUGACCUCUCCCCCGGGGAUUCGCUUAUGAAGCCUGCUGACGAGCUGGCCCAGCUGUGGGUGGCCAGGGAGCUGGACAUGAAGGCCAUUGAAGCUGUGACCAUUUCCACCUGGAAGACCUACCAGCUGGUUUACUUCCUAGAUAAGAUCCUCCAGAAAUCCCCUCUGCCUCCCGGGAAUGUGAAAAAACUGGGAGAGACUUACCCAAAGAUCUCCAACUCCCAGAAUGCGGAGCUCCGGCUUCGAUGGGGCCAGAUCGUCAUUAAGAAUGACCACCAGGAGGAUUUCUGGAAAGUGAAGGAAUUCCUGCAGAGCCAGGGGAAACAAAAGUACACCCUCCCGCUGUACCAUGCGAUGAUGGGGGGCAGCGAGGUGGCCCGGAGCCUGGCCAAGGAGACCUUCACGGCCACCGCCCCCCAGCUCCACAGCAACGUUGUCAACUACGUCCAGCAGAUCGUGGCCCCCAAGGGCAGCUAGGGGCUCAUGGGCAUGCCUCCGCCUCUUCAGGAUACCGUUCCCAGAUUCCAGUUCUCCGGUCAAAUUCCUGAAGUUGACACACCCUCAGAAAAAUCUGUUCUCUGGCUUGGUGGCUGUGACUUCUGGGCCUCUGUGCUGGUGGGAACGUCUCUGGCUCGGAGGUCCCCAGACCAGAGAACCUUCCAAGCCGGCUGCUGGCUGUGGUGAUGACAGGCAGAAUUCUCCCCCAUCCCCACUCUCCGGGAAGAGCAGAGAGGGCUUUCUGGUCCUUUCUCUUCCUUCCUCUUCCCUCUCCUCUCCUUUCCUUUUCUUUUCUGAUUCUUGAAGUACUAUGCAAAGGGCUGCAUUCUGGAAAUUCUUUUUUUUUCCCCAGGUUUAAUCAUUAUUUUAAUAAAUCUUUUUAAGUGAAAAGUA
This is a messenger RNA of Suricata suricatta (meerkat), 2427 nucleotides long. It is a transcript of the gene RNPEP, whose product is annotated as arginyl aminopeptidase. Bases 61 to 2013 code for a protein of 650 amino acids. NCBI's taxonomy places the organism in Eukaryota, Metazoa, Chordata, Mammalia, Carnivora, Herpestidae. Gene Ontology annotation, biological process: proteolysis. The record is from RefSeq and is a predicted model, not a curated record. The transcript is spliced from 11 exons. Gene Ontology annotation, molecular function: metalloaminopeptidase activity; zinc ion binding.